This is a messenger RNA of Mesocestoides corti, 495 nucleotides long. Lineage: Eukaryota; Metazoa; Platyhelminthes; Cestoda; Cyclophyllidea; Mesocestoididae. The record is from the annotation of a GenBank genome assembly.
AUGAUGGCGCGUAGAAGGGUUAUUCACGGGAUGGUAAAGGGCUGCGCACAUUUUCACACAGCCCACUGCGUAACAGAGGUCUUUGAAAAUCCGACUCUCAAGGUUGGAUUUCUGAUCGGAGCAAAUGGAGCCACGAACCCCGGUAAUGGUAAUGGUGUGGGCUUCUUGGUUGGGAAGGGGUGCUGCUUCCACCCAUUUGGAGAAGUAGUCGACUGUGACCAAGAUGUACCUGUUUCCCAGACGCGAUUACCGUACUGGGCCCAUAAUGUCGAUACUCACUCCUUGUUUGACAUAGCCCGAUGUAAUUGGUUGAAACGGGGCCGAAUAAAGCCAAAACCGUGUCUCUCUGCGAUCCAAUGGCAUGCUGGAAAGGAAGGCAGCCAACCAGAGGAGGACAUGGAUGAGGUGCAGUAUAUAAUGAGUGGCGUGGCCAGCGCGGGUAAACUCGGAUGGAAGGCGCCUGACGCGUGGCUCUGGCUUCUGAUUUGUCAAUAA